This is a messenger RNA of Ficedula albicollis (Collared flycatcher), 1807 nucleotides long. Its product is annotated as lymphoid-restricted membrane protein-like. Lineage: Eukaryota; Metazoa; Chordata; Aves; Passeriformes; Muscicapidae. The coding region runs from base 132 to 1247 and encodes 371 amino acids. The record is from RefSeq and is a predicted model, not a curated record. Gene Ontology annotation, cellular component: endoplasmic reticulum membrane. The transcript is spliced from 14 exons.
AGAGGGGGCAGCCGGCCCGGGGCAGGCAGAGCAGGACAGGGACGGAGCAGGCUGCGGAGGAUGCUCGGGAAGGAGCCAGGGAGCAGCAGGCAGAGCACUCCGGGCUCUCCACAUCUCCGGAUGAAGGCAGGAUGAGCAGUCCCCAGGGACACCCAGGCGGGGUUUUGGCCAGGAGCGAGCAGAGCGUGGAGCAGGUCAGCCAGGAGCCAGGCAGGGCCGUGCAGGAACAGGAUGUGCACCCUGGGGACAGUGACAGGACUAAAGAAGAUGCAGAAACCCUGGAGGAGCCGCUGCUGAGUCUCUCCAGUGAGCUCUCAGUGCUGGACAGACUUGGCUUGCACAGGGUGGCUUUGACAGAGCAGGACCUGGAGGCAGCCUUUGCCCACCUCGCCCUGGCUUUUCGCUGCGACACGUUCACCCUGCAGCAGCGGGUGCAGGUGGAGAAACGGGCACGGGACGCAGCAGAGGAAAACAUCCAGGAGGAGCUGGGGCAGUGCCGAGCUGCCCUGGAGAGGCUGGGCCGAUCCUGUGCCAAUGCAGGCUGCAAGGAGACGCUGGAGCAGCUGCAGCACAACCUGGCCGUGCUGUCAGCUGCUGUUGAGCGGGCAACCAGCGCUGCAGAGAAGCUGGGGGCUGUACACCAGGAGGCCCGGAUGAGCCGAGCAGCAGAGGUGAUGGUGCAGCACGUGGAGAACCUGAAGCGGCACCACCUGCGGGAGCACGCGGAGCUGGAGGAGAUGAAGCGCCUGAUCCAGCAGAACUCCCGCAACCGGCAGCUGGCGGAGACCCAGGAUGAUGUGGAGCCACGGCUGAGACCUCACCCCCUGAAGAGAACUUUCCAGCAGGGGUCAGCCCGCCGCAGAGUCAGCAUCGCCGUCAUCCCCAAGCAGCUCCUGCCAGGUGCCAGCCCUGAGAGCCGAGCAGCCCCAGCAGGUGACCCGGAGCCAGAGGGGGCCCAGCGCUGGCCCAGCAGCCACAGGAGUGAACUGGAGCCACAGGACAGCGCUGUGACUGGGAAGCUGGUGGCAGAGGCAGAUGGCAGAGGCUCAAGCGCAGGGGACGAGGAGCCGGAGCAGCUCAGGCUGACGUCCAAGGGGUCAGCAGCGGAGCUGUGGCGUCCGUGGCUCUUCUUCCCACAGCACUACUGGGUUUUCUUCUGGCUGCUUCUCCUGAGCAUCGCCUUUCUCCUCCUCAUCCGUGUCCUGGAGCUGCAGAGGCUGCAGUCUGCAGCAUCAUCCAAGGCCUAGCUGGGCAGAGGAGGGGGAGCUGAGAGGCAUUUCUGCUCCUUCCCCACGUCCUGAAAUACCAAAACUCUAGAACAAUAAAAUGGGAAGAAAAAUGGGGGAAUUGUAAUGACGGAGCAGGGGGUAGGAUUUCAGGCAGGAUCUGUGGUAGGAUCUAAGGUUUGGUUGGCACCUGCAUAUAAUCACGAAGGCUUCAGGGAGCAGCAGAAGCUCUCACUGAUGCUGUGAGUUGCCUGUUCUCAGUACAUCAAGGGGUGCAGGUGUGCUCCACACAUCCCCUAUGCUGGGGACAGCUCGGGCUGCCCACGGCUGUGGGUUUGCUUUAGAGCUGCAUCCCCCAGUGCCACCACAAUGCCCUCAGUCCCUGUAAUAACUCACAUCUAAUGCUGCUGUGCUGCUGCCCGGGGGACAGUGCUGAGGCUGGCAGGUCUGUGAUCAGCCUUUCCCGCGGCACCACAAAGUGCUCACAAACAGAGGGAGCUGUUUCCGACCGCCUGGGAAAAGCGCUUGGUUUGACACAGACUCCCCGUUUCCGUGUCCGCCCCAGCCCCCGCAGCCCCGAA